This is a messenger RNA of Thecamonas trahens ATCC 50062, 1713 nucleotides long. RefSeq lists its product as uncharacterized. The coding region runs from base 1 to 1713 and encodes 570 amino acids. NCBI's taxonomy places the organism in Eukaryota, Apusomonadida, Apusomonadidae. The transcript has 2 exons. The record is from RefSeq and is a predicted model, not a curated record.
AUGGAGCAAGUCGAUCCAAUGGUCAAGGUCAAGGUCAAGGACAUGAUCUGGGACAGGGAGGAGAAGGAUGAGACGACUACUGGUAGUGGUGCCAUCAACAAGUUUGCCGUGUUGAGCAACAUACAGCCGGGUUCUUUGUCCUCGAUGGUCAAGGUCGAGUUUACCGACGAGGAAAAGUCAAGGACGCUCCAGACGGUGGCGAUGACAAGUACUGCAAAGCCGGCUGUACCCAAGGGUCGGCUUACUCUCACGCCGCUGCAGCUUCAAGAACGGGAGCACAAGGCUCGGACGGAGGAUAAGAACAGGCUCGUCCGCGAAGCUCUUAAUCGUAAGCGCUCCAUCGAGCACUCUCGCGACGUGAUGCGGAAGCGAAAGGCCAAGGCCAAGGCCCGCGAGGCAGCCAAGGCCAAGACCGGCUCUGCGGUUGGAAAAGAAGCCAGCCCACCGUCGCGAAAGCGCAAGCGGCCGGUGUCGGCAGACGAGCUAGUGCCGCUCAAGCCGAGCAAGUCGUCGACCGAGGAGGCCAAGUCCAAGGCCCUCACGGUCGUUCACGCCAUGAUGCACACUCCGGCAAUGAGCCAGGGCUUGCUCACACCGUCGCUGCCGACGCCGUCGGCCGCUCGUGGCAUCUUCUCCGCUGGCUUUCCACACUCGCCGUCGCGCCACUCGGGCGGCUCUUUCCCGAGCGCGGGCGGGAGCGGCGCAGGCUUUGAGUCGGACGACGAGGCGACGCUGGACGCAGGCUCUGUGCUUGACUUUGCAUUUGACGACGACGACGAUGACGACGAUGACGAGCCCGCGCCCGCGCCCGCGCCCGCGCCCGCGCCCGCGCCCGCACCCGUGUCCAAGGCUGCGCCCGAGGCCGCGCCCGAGGCCGAGGUGCCGCCGGCCAAGCGGGCCAAACUCCUCAGUCCUCCGCCGUCGCUUCCUGCUCCGCCGGCAGGGUCAGCGCCAGCAGCACCGGCCACCGAUGGCACGACGCUGACGACGACACCUCAGCCGGGCCCGGCGCCAACGCUUUCGCCGGCGAGCGAGACGGUGAGUCCGGCGCCGAAUCUGGUGUGGCGCCGGUACUCGGAGGCGCAUCUGGUGGACUUUCCCCGGGCCGACGACGUGCUCGCCGCGGCGCGGCAGGUGAAGAAGCAGGCGGGGCAGGUGCCUCCGGCGCAGCGAGUCUCCAAGUACUUUGAGGCUGCAGUCGGCUUUGUGGCCGUUGCCUUGUACUACGACGUGAUCGAGGGCGACCGCGAAAAGGCGACGGGGUGGUACCGAUCGGAUCUUGGCUUCCUCGCCUCGCUCCUCGCCGACACCGAGCAGGCCGGCGACGAUGCCGGCGGCGCCAUCGUGGCCGGCAUCAUGGCCGCGGUCCGACUGCGUAUGGCGGUGCUAACGGCCAGCGAGCCCAAGGCCCGGCUGGCGACCAUCAUCGAAGCGCUGCAGAGGAAGCGGACGGUGCCGACGGACGAGACCAGCGGCAUGGCGCGCGCAGUUCAGUCGGCCUCUGACGCCCGCACGGCACUGCAGCUCUCACGGACGGCGCAGGUCAAGGCCGCGGCGUUUCUGGCCGGAUCGUCGCCGCGGAUUGCCACCAUGUCGCCAUCAGUCAACGUGGUGCUGUACAUGCUGGCGUCUGCGGCGCAGUUUGGCGAUCUCGACGCCGUGCUCGACGUGAUGGUGAGCGCGUGGCGUGAGACCCACGCAUCGUCGCCGUGA